This is a messenger RNA of Cryphonectria parasitica EP155, 1134 nucleotides long. RefSeq names its product family 28 glycoside hydrolase. The transcript has a single exon. The record is from RefSeq and is a predicted model, not a curated record. Gene Ontology annotation, biological process: pectin catabolic process. Lineage: Eukaryota; Fungi; Ascomycota; Sordariomycetes; Diaporthales; Cryphonectriaceae. Gene Ontology annotation, cellular component: extracellular region. The coding region runs from base 1 to 1134 and encodes 377 amino acids. Gene Ontology annotation, molecular function: polygalacturonase activity.
AUGAAGACCAGGGCAUUCACCCUCGCUGCUGUUCCAGCUGUGGUGUUGGCGAACACACUAGAAACAUCAAAGCCAACCUCGACCGAUUCGACGGCAGCGACAACAUGCGUCGUCACAUCAGUCGACGAGGUCGCCUCGGCCGUGGCCUCCUGCACGGCUAUCGAGCUUGCUAAUCUCACCUUCCCCGCCGAUACCGCGCUCGACCUCACUGGCCUGCAAGACAACACGGUGGUGACCUUCAGCGGGACCACCUCUUUCGGCUACACGCCCGACGCGGACUUUGACCCCAUCACCGUGUCUGGCUCCUCCAUCACCAUUACCGGAGCAACAGGCCAUGUUAUCGACGGCAAUGGCGCCGCCUACUGGGAUGGGCAGGGCUCCAACGGCGGCUCGGACAAGCCAGACCACUUCUUCGUGGUCCAGGACAUGGAGAACAGCGUGAUCCAGGACCUGUACAUUCAGAACUGGCCGACUCACCUCUUCUACAUGUCUGGGAAUGCGGGCCUCACUGUCACCGGCCUCGUGCUCAACAACUCAGCCGGCGACGCUCCCAACAGCCUGUCGGACGGCCUGGCUGCAGCUCACAACAGCGACGGGUUCGACAUCUCCUCCUCGAGCGAUGUCACCCUAAGCAACAUCCAGGUCUACAAUCAGGACGACUGCGUGGCCGUCACCUCGGGGACCAACAUCACCGUCAGUGAUAUGUACUGCUCCGGCGGACACGGCCUGUCGAUUGGGUCGAUCGGUGGCAAGUCCGACAAUACGGUGGACGGCGUCAUCUUCGAGAACAGCGUCGUGAUCAACAGCCAGAACGGCGUGCGCAUCAAGACGAACAGCGGCACCACUGGCUCUGUGAACAACGUCACGUACCGCAACAUCAGCAUGUCAGGCAUCAGCAUCUACGGGCUGGACGUGCAGCAGGACUAUCUGAACGGCGGGCCCACGGGUAUCCCUACCAACGGUGUCAAUGUGACCAAUAUCGUGUUUGACGAUGUGACCGGGACGGUGCUAAGUGAUGCAUAUGACUAUUAUAUCCUGUGCGCCGAAGGGAGCUGUUCCGACUUUACCUUUACAAAUGUGGACAUUUCUGGUGGGAAUGAGAGUUGCAACUAUCCUACCGACACCUGCCCUUAA